This is a messenger RNA of Cannabis sativa, 1893 nucleotides long. Its product is annotated as probable beta-1,3-galactosyltransferase 8. The transcript is spliced from 6 exons. NCBI's taxonomy places the organism in Eukaryota, Viridiplantae, Streptophyta, Magnoliopsida, Rosales, Cannabaceae. Gene Ontology annotation, molecular function: hexosyltransferase activity. Bases 503 to 1711 code for a protein of 402 amino acids. The record is from RefSeq and is a predicted model, not a curated record. Gene Ontology annotation, cellular component: Golgi membrane.
UUUGUACUUUGAACAUGGCACUUUUGGAAAUAAUUAUAAUGUAUAUACAAUACAACAAAAGAAAAGGAAAAAUUUGUUUGAAAAUAAGUAAGUUAUAAGUGAACAAUAAUGCAGAAUAUGUAUCAUCAUUGAUAAGAUGAUAAACCAUUUCGUGUGUUUGAGAUAUUAAUGUAUAAAUAAUUUCUAAUUUGAGAUAUAAUAUAUUAUUACCUGAUUACAAAUACUCUGCAAUUACUUAAUAUUGAUAAAGUGUAAUUUUGAAUCGACUAUACAUGUUUGAGACCUUAUAUCGCUAGGCUAGGACUAAGAACAUAUAUAGUAUUUACUUAGUCCUUUUAGCCUACGAUCAAAGCGAGGCUUAAGGAAAUAAUCACCUUAACAAUUUUAGAGCUGUGUAUAAAAUGCAGGAGGUUUUAAGCAAUAAAAAGGCGGUGAAGUGGCGCCAUUGAAAAGAAACAAAAUAAAGAUCAUAAAAGGUAAUUGGUGGUCUGACUCUAAUUUAAUGAAAAUGAGGGGGAAAGUCUUCUCAGGAAAGGCUGCGUUCGCGCUUUGCAUUGCUAGCUUUCUUGCCGGUUCGCUCUUCACAAGCCGUACCUAUAAUUGGGCUCAUCAAGAUGAUAACGCCCUGUCACUGCCCCAACCUGAUCUGUCUCUAAUAACAAGGCCUCGAGACUGUGAUAACAAGCAACAGAAAUUGGUGGAAGGAAAGACUGAAGAUGUCAUGGAUGAAGUUACCAAAACUCAUCAAGCUAUCCAGUCACUAGAUAGAACAAUCUCAACACUGGAAAUGGAGCUAGCAGCAGCCAGAACAAGCCAUAACGAAAGAUCAGAUUCACUCACAUACAAUUAUAGUACUUCCAGUACUCAUAGCAUUAGUAGUAGUAGUACUACAAAGAAAGCAUUCGUGGUGAUCGGAAUCAAUACGGCAUUUAGUAGCAAAAAACGAAGAGACUCAGUUCGUGAAACGUGGAUGCCAAGAGGGGAGAAUCUAAAGAAGCUUGAAAAGGAGAAAGGGAUCGUAAUAAGAUUUGUGAUAGGGUACAGUGCCACACGAGGUGGAGCACUAGAUAAAGCCAUCGAAGCAGAGGAAGCAGAGCACAGAGAUUUCCUGAGGCUGAACCACGUAGAGGGAUAUCACCAGCUCUCAACCAAGACCCGACUCUAUUUCUCCACCGCCGUCUCGCUCUGGGAUGCUUUCUUUUAUGUCAAGGUGGAUGACGAUGUCCACCUCAAUGUGGCUACCCUUCUAACCACGCUUGCUAAGCACCGAUUCAAGCCCAGAAUCUACAUUGGAUGCAUGAAGUCUGGCCCUGUUCUUUCCCAAAAGAGCGCUAAGUACCAUGAGCCAGAACAUUGGAAAUUUGGAGAAGAAGGGAAUAAGUAUUUCAGGCAUGCCACUGGUCAAAUCUAUGCCAUAUCUAAAGACCUGGCUUCCUAUAUCUCCAUCAAUCUGCCCAUUUUGCAUAGAUACGCAAAUGAGGAUGUGUCAUUGGGGUCCUGGUUCAUAGGCCUUGAAGUGGAGCACGUCGAUGACAGGUCUAUGUGUUGUGGGACACCUCCAGAUUGUCAAUGGAAAGCACAAGAAGGAAAUGUUUGCGUGGCAUCGUUUGAUUGGCAGUGCAGUGGGAUAUGCAAUUCAGUGGACAGAAUGAAAACAGUCCAUGACUCCUGUGGAGAAGGAAACAGUGCCCUUUGGAGUGUUGAUAUAUGAUAUUUAUUCUCUCAUUUAUUUUUUAUUUUUCAACUCCUUUCAUUCUCUCUUUUCUCAUGUUUCUCAACCUUAUUUCCUUUACUGUACUCAAAAAAAAAAAAAAAAAAGCCACAUUUUCUUUACUACUACAUUAUAAACAAUUAAAUAAAGCAAGACUCGCAUAAUAUUUUACAUGACUCUAA